AUGCCCGUCCAGAACUACGGCAUCUGGAAAGCCCACCCAGUGCAAUACACACUGGACCACGCCUACCAAGACCCUCGCACCCCGCACCUCUCGCUAUACUUCACCUCCACCACCCAGAAGCCAACCAAUAACCCUCACGCCCACCACAAACACCCAGACCACAUCCCCAAGCCCACCCCGCAAAUUAAAGACCUCCCGCACCUCCAGCGCGCCGCACUGAACAUCCAAUCCAGCCCGAACGCCGAAUCGCGACUGAUCUACUGGAUCAACGAAACGCUGAACCACCACCACCUCACCGACGCGCUGCCGGCCCUCCCCUACGGCUUCACGCCGAUCGACGCAAUCGACCACGCCGGCCUCGACUACAUCCGCGGCAAUCUGUUCAACGUGCACAGGGGAAGGAUGCUUGAGCCUGCCAGUACCAGCCCCAGCAAGAGCCUCAACAACGACAACAACAACCCCCUUCUCACCACCCUAGAGCCGCACCUCCAACAAGCUAUCGCCCAACACGCCGACCUCUACAUAUUCGGCUCACAAUUCGCGUCCAAAAACGGCAUGCACGACGUGCACAUGAACCAGGGGAACGGGGAAGGAUUCCGGCACGACGACGGGGUAUGGCAGGACGGGGGCCUGAUACUGCACUACCCGGACACGAAUAACUGGGUGGGGGUGUUUAUGGCGUUUGCGUCGCAGGCGGCGCAUACGGAUGACGAGGAGGGACAUGCGCUGUGUACAGAGAGCGGGCGGGCAAGGACGUGGGAGGAUGUGCUUGGGGGGUUAGCGUCUCAGAAGACGAAGAUGAAGAAGCCGGGGCGUGGGCUGGAGGACUCGGUGGCGAUUGUCGGGGUGGAUUUGCAGGCGCAGCGGCCGUAUCGGCUCGGGAAUCGCACGACGCACCCCGUCUCGCUGACCAAUUGGAGUAUCCAUAAUGCGCGCGGCCAGACGCAGGCGCUGCCGCGGGGAGCGGUGCUGGAGCCGCGCUCGUUGAUGGAGUUCGAGUUGCCCAUGUGUCCGCUCUCUGGGGAGGGCGAUACCAUCACUUUGCUGAAUGGGGAGGGGUUGAAGGUGCAUGGUGUUAGUUAUAGUGCGCAGCAGAUCAGGGGGAAGCAUGGUCCGUCCGUCGUGUUUGCUCAAUAG
Aspergillus homomorphus CBS 101889 is the source of this 1137-nucleotide messenger RNA. RefSeq lists its product as uncharacterized. Lineage: Eukaryota; Fungi; Ascomycota; Eurotiomycetes; Eurotiales; Aspergillaceae. The transcript has a single exon. The record is from RefSeq and is a predicted model, not a curated record. The coding region runs from base 1 to 1137 and encodes 378 amino acids.